CAAGGCGCGCGUCCACACCGACUGUCUGCGCUUUCUGCUUUUGAAAAAGCGAGAAGAAGACGACGAUUUCAAAAUAGUCACUUGGUAACACUUACGUAGAAUAACACAUAAUGUCUUAGUUUCGUGUCGCGAGUUGAUGCCUGGUUUUACUUCCGCCUGCCGAACUUGGAGACAUUCUUCCAGGAUAAAAGCGAGGAGAAAAGAGAAAGGAGGACGACAAGGACGAGUGCCUGAUUCUUCGUAACAUAACACUGGAGAUGUCUCAGCAAAGCCACGACAAAGGUGUGCCUAACUUUGAAACGUUGCACGGGGUGACUUCGUGAGACAGAAAGGAAGAACCGGUACCAAAGAGGAGUUCCGCAGAGUGCCAGAAACCUCUAAAUGAUGGUAGGAGAGGUGCGUCUGGUGUCCACAACAGCCUCGGGAAUUGUGGGAGAUCCGACUUCAGUUUCCGGAGUGUUCGGCGCAGAGCCGUGCUGCUCUUCUGCACAUACAACUAAAGUGAAUUCCCUAUGCACCAAUACUCUCUCAGCAGUGGGAUUUGAAUCCACAGCCUCAGGGUCUGGGGUCUGAAGUCCAAAGCCUCUCCCUCUACGCCACACUGAUGUUCUCCAGGUCUGGACUGCCAGCGUGAAAAAGGAAUCGCAGGCACUUGGGGCGAGAGAGUGAGAGAAGAGUUUUACACGGAGCAUGGCCUCAGCCAAAGAGAAUGGCGUGCAUGAAGGACUGGCCCACAUUAAACAAGAGGACUGUGAGUGGGAGGCACCAGAAUAUUUGUCUGCGAAGGUGGAAGAUUACGAAAGACAGAUUUCAGAUUUUAAAGCGGAGGAGCCUGAGGGGGAGACUGUGGAUGUUAAAACGGAGCUUUGUACCCGCUGGCAUCCCGUGCAAGUGAAACUUGAGUUGCCGGAGUUUGAGGAGAACAUCCCCGAAGGAAACGGGUGGGACGCAGAAGGGCAGGAGUCAUCUGGGAGCGUAGGAAUGAACUUACAGGCGACAGGCACAUCUCCAUCUUCAUGUGUUCAGACUUCUUGUCAGCGGAGGCUGCAACAGAAGCAGGACAAGGAAAAGACGAAGAAAUCAACAAGAGGAUCAACGAAUUUGACCCCAUCCACUUUGCAGUGCAGUUCCCUUUCUGUUGUCAAGCUAACACAGGCAGAAGCCAUCAACCCUGAUCAACAAGAGCGUGAUGCAGAUCAAGAAGCUGCGCGUGUGGGCCGAGAGUGCAAAGAAACUUCCAAAAAGAAAUCGGACAGCGAGGAUUGUAGGUCAGUUCAUGCAAAACCGAAGCCGUGUUGCUGUUCUGAAUGUGGAAAGCAAUUCUUUUUCAGUAGCAGCCUCCAAAGACACAUGAGAACCCACACUGGAGAGAAACCCUAUUGCUGUCCUGAGUGUGGCAAAAGAUUCACUGCCAUCAACACUCUUCAGAACCAUGCAAGAAUUCACACAGGAGAGAAACCGUUUUGCUGUUCAGAUUGUGGCAAACAGUUCUCCACCAAAAGUAGUCUUCGACAGCACAAACGAAUUCAUACAGGAGAGAAGCCAUAUUGCUGUUCCGAGUGUGGCAAAAGAUUUCUCCAUAAUUGCAGUCUUCAGAACCACAUAAGAGUUCACACAGGAGAGAAACCGUAUUGCUGUACCGAAUGUGGCAAACGUUUCACUAACAUUAGCACUCUUCACGGCCAUGAAAGAAUUCAUACGGGUGAAAAGCCGUAUUGCUGCUCUGAAUGUGGCAAGCAAUUCUCCAAAGUCAGCAGUCUUUUACAGCACACACGAAUUCACAGUGGAGAGAAGCCAUACUGCUGUUCUGAAUGUGGUAAAAGGUUUCUCUAUAACUGCAGUUUCCAAAGACAUGCAAGAAUCCACACAGGAGAGAAACCCUACGGCUGUGUUGAAUGUGGAAAAAGAUUCACUGACAGUAGCGCCCUUUGGCAGCACAAAAGAAUCCAUACUGGAGAAAAGCCAUUUUGCUGUUCUGUGUGUGGUAAACGAUUCCCUCUUAACUACAAACUUCAGAGCCACUUAAAAAUCCACACAGGUGAAAAGCCGUUUUCCUGCCCUGAAUGUGGCAAACAAUUCUCCAAUAGCAACAGUCUUAAAAAUCACAUAAAAAGUCACACUGCAAGAUGAUUUUCCCUUAAUAGUCGUUAUGAUCAUUCAGAAAUUCACAACGGCGGAAAAAGCUUACUGUUGUACUGAGUGUGGAAAGCGAGUCUCAUGCAGCAGUGAACUUUGUUGCCAUAAAAUAAUUGAUUUUGAUAAGAAUUCUCUUAGUUAUUCCGAAUGUGGGAAGUGAUUCUCACACAGCCAGAGUCUUAAUAGGCAAAUGAGAGUAAGCUGUAAGGAAUAAGUUAAAAGGAAAAGAUGGCGGGAAGGAGUUAACACGAAAUCUCAUAAAUAAUGAUGUCUUGAUGAGUUCCUACAAAUGGUGGACUUCAUUGUUUCCCAAAGCUCAGGAGAACCUGCUUACAGUAGGGAAUGGAAGUAAUUAGACCUCUUUACUUUCAGCAUGCUUUUGUGUGUUGUAGAUUUUAUUUUAAAUGGAUAAAUAUGCCAUUGUUGCCUAUCAGUCUACACUCACUGACCUAUAAUGCCAAAGUUAAAACAUGAUUUUUAGAAAAGGUUGCAAAGUAGUUAAAAAUGAAAAAUCAAGAGAUCGCAUUCUUGUAAGUAUUCAGGCCCCUAAUUCUGUUCUUUGUAGAAGCCCCUUAGAUAAUCAUCUUGUUUACUCCGUACAAAGUUUUUGCACCCCUGAAUUUGACCAGUUGAUCACGUUCUAGAUGACCGCUCCUCUCUCAAGCUUCUUUAGAUUAGUUGGGGAGUGUCCAUUAACUGCCAUCUUCAGGUCUCCCCACGCUUCUUCUAUGGCAGGAGUGUCCAAAUCCAAUCCUGAAGGGCUGCAGUAGCUGCCGCUUUCUUAAUCGGUAACCAGUUUCUGCUGUUAAUUGACUUCUUUUCUCUUUGUUUAAAUUGCCUUUGUUAAUGAACACUUCCCUGAAUUGCUUCUUAUUUUCCUGAAAUGGCAGCCAAAUUAAAAUGAGAUGUGAAGUGAGCCAGCAGAUGACCUGCUAAGUUGGAGGCCUCAAACUCCAAUCAGUUUUCGUAAUUAGAAGGUGAUUCUUGUUGGUAAUUUAACUCGCUAUACACAAGUAAUUCCAUGGCCUGUUGGUGCUCUAAUUCCACCACAGCAGACGGCAUCAUGAAAAUGUGUUGUGGACGUGAGCUGAUCAAAGCUGCUGUGGAAACUUGCCCUUUCUUCUCCAAAGUUUUGUUUCAUUUGCUAA
Molecule: messenger RNA, 3284 nt
Organism: Polypterus senegalus (gray bichir)
Lineage: Eukaryota; Metazoa; Chordata; Cladistia; Polypteriformes; Polypteridae
Product: zinc finger protein 501-like
Exons: 5
Coding region: 691-2130 (479 amino acids)
Source: RefSeq, a predicted model, not a curated record